Molecule: messenger RNA, 2086 nt
Organism: Leptosomus discolor (cuckoo roller)
Lineage: Eukaryota; Metazoa; Chordata; Aves; Leptosomiformes; Leptosomidae
Source: RefSeq, a predicted model, not a curated record
GAGAGAUGUACCUUGGUGGGCAAGAGCAUUUCUAUCUGGAAACUCACUGUACUGUGGCUGUGCCAAAGGGGGAAGAUGGUGAGAUGGAACUCUUUGUGUCGACCCAAAACCUAAUGAAGACACAGGAAUUUGCUGCUAAUGCAUUGGGAGUCCCUUCAAAUCGUGUUGUGGUUCGAGUGAAAAGAAUGGGAGGAGGAUUUGGAGGAAAGGAGACUAGGAAUACUAUUUUGACAACUGUGGUGGCUGUCGCAGCCUUCAAAACUGGCUGCCCAGUAAGAUGCAUGCUGGAUCGAGAUGAGGACAUGCUGAUAAGUGGUGGGAGACAUCCCUUCCUGGGGAGGUACAAGGUUGGUUUCAUGAAGAAUGGGAAAGUCAAGAGUCUGGAGGUGUCAUACUACAGCAAUGGGGGCAACUCUGUAGACCUCUCUUACGGUGUUUUAGACAGAGCCCUGUUACAUUUGGAUAACUCCUACAACAUCCCCAAUGUCAGCAGCGUGGGCAUUGUUUGCAAGACCAACUUGCCUUCCAACACAGCCUUCCGUGGCUUUGGAGGGCCCCAAGGAAUGAUGAUUGCUGAGUGCUGGAUGAGCGACCUUGCUCGGAAGUGUGGCCUGCCACCUGAGGAGGUGCGGAAGCUCAAUCUUUAUCAUGAAGGAGAUCUGACUCAUUUUAACCAAAAGCUGGAGGGAUUUACUCUACGAAGAUGCUGGGAUGAAUGUUUGUCAAGCUCUAGCUAUCAUGCCAGGAAGAAACUAAUUGAAGAAUUCAACAAGCAGAAUCGCUGGAAGAAGAGAGGCAUGUGCAUCAUUCCUACCAAAUUUGGCAUCAGUUUCACCAUUCCAUUUCUGAACCAGGCUGGAGCUCUGCUCCAUGUAUAUACAGAUGGCUCUGUGUUACUUACACAUGGUGGGACUGAGAUGGGUCAAGGACUUCAUACCAAAAUGAUUCAGGUUGCUAGCAGGUCACUGGGAAUCCCCACCUCCAAAAUUCACAUCAGUGAGACCAGCACAAACACUGUCCCAAAUACCUCCCCGACAGCUGCGUCUGUCAGUGCAGACAUCAAUGGAAUGGCCGUCCAUAAUGCAUGUCAGACUAUCUUAAAAAGACUUGAGCCGAUCAAACAGUCUAAUCCCAAAGGAUCCUGGGAAGACUGGAUUAAAGCUGCCUAUGAGAACUGUGUUAGCCUGUCGGCCACAGGAUUUUACAGAAUCCCUGACCUUGGCUACGACUUUGAAAAGAAUGAAGGGAAACCAUUCUGCUACUUCAGUUACGGCGUUGCUUGCUCUGAGGUUGAGAUAGAUUGCCUGACAGGUGACCACAAGAACAUUCGCACAGACAUCGUAAUGGAUGUUGGUACCAGCCUGAACCCAGCCAUAGAUAUAGGACAGAUAGAAGGGGCAUUUGUCCAAGGCCUUGGGCUUUUCACCAUGGAGGAACUGCGCUAUUCUCCUGAAGGGAACUUGUACACUCGAGGGCCUGGGAUGUACAAAAUCCCAGCGUUUGGAGACAUCCCAACAGAAUUCUAUGUCUCACUUCUCCGUGACUGUCCAAACAGCAAGGCGGUUUAUUCAUCCAAGGCUGUGGGAGAGCCACCUCUGUUCCUGUCUGCCUCAGUGUUUUAUGCCAUUAAAGAUGCCAUCUACUCAGCAAGGAAGGACUCUGGUCUGACGGAACCAUUCAGGCUGGACAGCCCUGCCACGCCAGAGAGGAUCCGCAAUUCUUGUGUGGACAUCUUCACCAAAAUGUGCCCUUCUGCCGAGCCAGGGACCUUUAAGCCAUGGUCUGUGCGUGUGUAAAAGGGAAGUCUGAGGAGCAAACCCUCCUCGUGAAACUGAGCUUACACCAGAAUGACCACAAGGCAGUAGGACUAUAAUGGAAAAAAAAUAAUCUAUGUUCAUGUGGCUCAUCCACUGAUUCAUGGAGCUUUCACACUUAAUUGUCCAAUCAUUGUUUUCUCCAGGAGAGGGAAUUGCUGCCAGAUUAUAGCUGUGAUGUAAAUUUAAAUGAAGAGUAAGUGGAAGGUGAUGUUAUCCAGGUAUAAUUGAAAAAUCUUACAGGUUUCAUUUAAAAUUGCUGCAAGGAUGGG